Messenger RNA from Geodia barretti, 2904 nucleotides. NCBI's taxonomy places the organism in Eukaryota, Metazoa, Porifera, Demospongiae, Tetractinellida, Geodiidae. The record is from the annotation of a GenBank genome assembly.
AUGCUCGAUGGCAUCAGCCGCAUUCCGGAUCUGGUGAACCGGACGCGCGAACUGGGCAUGGACGCCAUGAGCAUCACCGAUCACGGUUCGCUCUACGGCGUGGUCGAUUUCUAUUCCGAGUGCAAGGAAGCCGGCAUCAAGCCGAUCAUCGGGUGCGAGUUCUACGUGGCGCACGCCAGCCGGCACGACCGCACUCCAAACGAGCGCACUGCCAACCACCUGGUGCUGAUCGCCAAGGAUAACGCCGGGUAUCGGAACCUGCUGCAACUGGUGACCCUCUCCCACCUUGAAGGUUUCCAUUACCGGCCGCGCAUCGACAAGGAGCUUCUGGAGCGGCACCGGCAGGGGUUGAUCUGCCUAUCCGGGUGCCCCUCGGCCGAGGUGCCGACGCUUCUCGCCGACGGCAAUUACCAGGACGCGAAGCGGCAACUCGGAUGGUAUCGCGAGCUGUUCGGCGAGAACUAUUUCCUGGAGCUUCAGCGGCACGAGCACAUUGAGCAGUUGCCCCGGAUCAACGACGGCCUGGCGCGAUUGAGCCGGGAAACCGGCGUACCUCUGCUGGUCACCAACGACGCGCAUUACGUCCGACAGACUGAUUACCAGUACCAAGACGUGUACAUCUGCAUCCAGACGGGCACCAACGUGAUGGAUGAAAAACGGUUGCGGAUGGAGGAUUCGUCCUACUACAUCCGGUCUACCGCCGAGAUGGCGGCGCUGUUCCACGAUUUCCCGCAGGCUGUGGACAUCACCGGCGAGGUCGCCCAAGAGUGUGAUGUCACGUUGGGAUUCGGACAGAUGCACCUACCCCGGUAUGCGACGCCCAACAACGAAGACGCCGACGCCUACCUGGCGCGAAUCUGCUGGGAGGGGUUCAACCAGCGGUACGGGCACAACAACGAGGCCGCCCGCACCCGGAUGGAAUACGAACUGGAAGUGGUGCGGCAGACCAGCUUCGCCAACUACUUCCUGGUGGUGUGGGACAUCAUCUCGUUCGUCCGCAAGCAACAGAUCCUUUUCGGCGUCCGGGGCAGCGCAGCGGCCAGCGUGGUGUUGUACUGCCUGGGGAUCACCGAUAUCGACCCGAUGCGGUACAACCUGGUAUUCGAGCGGUUCCUGAACUUUGAACGGAAGGAAAUGCCCGACAUCGACAUGGACUUCCAGGACGACCGCCGGGACGAGGUACUGCGUUAUGUAAUCGACCGGUACGGCAGCGAUCGGGUGGCGCAGAUCAUCACCUUCGGCACCCUGGGCCCCAAGGCCGCCCUGCGUGACGUGGGACGCGGGCUGGGGAUGAACUACGGCGACGUCGACCGCAUUGCCCGUAUGGUGCCGUUCAAGUCCCGAACGAUCGCGGACGCCAUGUCGGCGAACCAGGAGAUGUCGGACACCUACGUGCGCGACGCAGCGAUCCGGGAGUUGGUGGACCACGCCCAAGCCCUGGAAGGCAUCGUCCAUCACGUCAGCACCCACGCAGCGGGCGUGCUGAUCGCCGACGAACCGCUUACGGAAACGGUCCCGCUGCAACGUCCUUCCCGGGGGGACGAAAGCAGCCCGGUCAUGAUGACCCAGUAUUCCAUGGACCCGGUGGCCAAGUUAGGUCUGCUCAAGAUGGAUUUCCUGGGCUUGACCAACCUCACCAUCCUGGACCGAACCAUCAAACUGCUGGACGAGGAACGGGGCAUCCGCAUCGACCUGGGCCGCCUGACGCUGGACGACGAAGCGACCUAUGAGUUGCUGGGCACCGGCAAUACGACGGACCUGUUCCAACUGGAAAGCGCGGGGAUGCAGCGGUACAUCAAGGAACUCAAGCCGUCGGAUCUGGGAGACAUCGCCGCGAUGAUCGCACUCUAUCGACCGGGUCCGAUGGAACACAUCGACCGGUUCAUCCGGUCCAAGCAUGGGAAGGAGCAGGUUACCUAUCCCCACCCCAGCAUGAAGGAGCUGCUGGACGAGACCUACGGCGUGAUCGUGUACCAGGACCAGGUGCUGCACGUGUUGCAGAAUUUCGCCGGGUAUUCGCUGGGCGAAGCCGACACCGUGCGCAAGGCGAUGGGAAAGAAGAUCCCGGAGUUAAUGGCCGAAGAGCGCAACCGGUUCGUCUCGGGCGCCGUGGAGAAGGGAUACAGCGAACAGAUGGGGGCGGAGAUAUUCAAUCUCAUCGAACCGUUCGCCGGGUACGCUUUCAACAAGGCGCACAGCGUGAGCUACGCCCUGAUCUCCUACUGGACCGCCUAUUUCAAGACCCACUACCCGCUGGAGUACAUGGCCUCGGUUCUCAACUGCCGCCUGGACCACGGCGACCGCUAUGUUGCGUCGAUCAACGAGUGCACCCGCAUGGGGAUCGGGAUCGAGUUGCCCGAUGUGAACAAGUCCGGCAUCCACUACACCAUCGACACCCCAGCCGACCGGACCCAAAUCGGCAAGCUGCGCAUCGGGUUGGCGGCGAUCAAGACCGUGGGCGAAGGCGCCAUAACACCCAUCGUCACCGAGCGGGUGGCCAAAGGACCCUAUGCGUCGAUCACCGAUUUCUGCCGCCGCGUGGACGUGUCGGGCCUGAACCGCCGCACGCUGGAGGGUCUCGCCAAAGGCAGGGGGGCUUCGACUCCCUCGGGCCACGGGCAACGGUGGUCGGCAACCUGGACCGCAUCUGGGCCCUGGCACAGCAGGAAACGCGGAACCGCAAUUCCGGGCAGUUCGGCAUGUUUGGUGAGGAGAUGGACAGCGGUGCCGGCGGAACACUGCUGGAAAUGGACACGUCGCAGCCUGACUACAUCCCCCAGGAAAAGGCUAACCUGGAAAAGGAAUACCUGGGGGUGGCCCUGUCCUACAACCCGCUGCUGGCGCUGGCCGCCAUCGACCCGGGCGACGCGUACAACUCGGUCGACCAGCUGGACGAAGGGAUGA